Oryza sativa Japonica Group (Japanese rice) is the source of this 4094-nucleotide messenger RNA. RefSeq lists its product as uncharacterized. Gene Ontology annotation, molecular function: carbohydrate binding; hydrolase activity, hydrolyzing O-glycosyl compounds. Lineage: Eukaryota; Viridiplantae; Streptophyta; Magnoliopsida; Poales; Poaceae. The record is from RefSeq and is a predicted model, not a curated record. Gene Ontology annotation, biological process: carbohydrate metabolic process.
GUGGGCCUUUAUACGUUACUAUUGAAGCUGCCAAAAAAAAUUGACAGGGUAAAAAAUGCUAUUAAUCCAAAUAAACACAUGGCAAAGUUGGAAGUGACCAAAAUUGCUACUCCAUCCAUGAUCCAGCUAGAUGGGAUGGGAUGAAACCAUAUCUGAUUUUGGGUUAGGAUGAUUCCACUCACGUGUUUGGUUUGUAGGAUGUGACAAUCCUAAUUUUUUGUUUGGUUGAAGGGAUAAGGGGGAGAUGGGAUGGACAUUGUUUGCCAUCACCGUCAACGACCGUUGACUGCGCCACAAUCAAGCACAGUGGCAGCAGCAGGACGGCCACCACCGUCGGAGCACCCAACCCGCUGGCCCACCAUCGUCGCCGCGGCUGGAUCGGGAGAUCCCCUGCGCCAGAUCCGCCGCCGCCGCUCUCCCUACCUCCAAGUUUCGCCGCCGCCGAGUCCCCCUCCUCUGGAUCCACCGCCGCCGCCCUCCCUACCUCCAAGCUUCGCCGCCACUCGAGCCCGCCACGUCGACAUCACCGCAGCCGCUCUCGUCGAGCAUCGCGAUGAGCGGCAGGAUGGCGCAGAGCAUCUCGCUCGUGGCGGCGACCGGUGUUGAGGCAGGGGGUCAUGGAGGAGCGUCGGCGGUCGUGGAGGUGGUGGCAGGCGGUCGUGGCGGAGCGCCGGCGGUCACAGAGGAGGCGGCGGGCGCGGGCGCGGACGAGCGCCGGCGGUCGCCGAGGAGACGCCGUGUGCUUCGUCCAAGUGGGACGAGCUCGUCUGGCCGAUUUUGCCGGAUGUGUUUGUCCCGGAUCUAGGAGGAAUAUUCCUCUCUAGGGACCAACCCAUCCCACUCGCCCCUCAACCAAACACCUCUAAAAGUAGAUUCGUCCCAUCCCAUCCCACCAACCAAACACUACCUAAAUUCACACGAAUCCACUUCAGUCAAAACGAGCGCGUGCUCUCCAGGCCCACCACCACCUGGGCCCCCACUCCCCCUUCAUUCCAGAAUCUAUUUCAGCCAAUCGGCUCUCUGCUUCUCGCCUCGCCAAGCAGAGCACCCGCGCCGCGCCUUCUCUCGCCACCGCCGCCGGAGACAUGGCGCCGCCGCCGCCGCCGACGCCAUCGCCGGCGCAGCCGAAGACCAGAAAGAAGGACCACGUCCGCCUCAACAACCCGUUCCCGAGGGCCGUGCCGUCGUCCUCCCUCCGGCACCGGGACGCCGCGCCGCCGCUCUCCUUCUCGCCGUCCUCCAAGCUCGCCCACGGCGCCCACGACUUCCCUGUCGGCCCCCACUUCCUCCUCCGCUGGGACCCGUCCCUCGGCGGCGCGGUGUCGCUGGCUCCUCGCCGUGGUGGCGGUGGCGCGACGAUGUGGGAGACCGUCCCCGGCGUCGCGUUCGUCUCGGCGGCGUCCGUGGACACCGAGGCCGACGAGUGCCGCGGCUCGUUCGCGCUCCGCGACGGCCGCGCCCGCCUCGUCCCCGACCGCCAGCGCGUCGACAGGAUCCGCGCCGUGUACCGCCGCGACGCCGACGCCGACGCCGACGCCGACCUCCUGCGCGUCGCCGGCGCGGCGUUCCAGGCGUCCGAGCACGAGCAGGCGCGGUUCCCCGUGGUGGUGAUCACCGGCGUCGUGUCCGCCAGGAAGCCGACCCCCUCGCCGUCCUGCCUCUGCGGCCGGCGCCGCGCCGCAGCCGCCGCCGGACGGCCGGUCCUCUCGGCGCGGUACUGGAUCCUCCUCGAGGAGAAGAGCGACACGCAGGUCGCGUUCCGCGUCAACCUCGGCGACUACCAAUGGAGCUGCGACCACGACCGCCACGCCACCCACCCAUCCCCAUUGCCAUCGCCAUCCCCCUCCACCUCCCCAAGAACGCACCGCGCCGGCAGCAUCCUCCGGCUCCGCCUAUCCACCCGGGUGCAGCGGAGCAGCGGCGGCAGCAAGAAGAAGAAGAAGCUCGCCUUCGCCGCCGCGGGCGUCCCGGCUGACCGGGAGGAGCUCGCGCCGCUCGUGCCAGCGGCGGCGGCGAAGGAGGAGUUGGAGUUCAACCGGGUGUGGAUGACGUUGGCGAGCUCGCGGGAGGAGAGGUUCUACGGGUUCGGGGAGCAGUUCAGCCGCGUGGAGUUUAAGGGGAAGCGCGUGCCGGUGUUGGUCCAGGAGCAGGGGAUCGGGAGGGGCGACCAGCCCAUCACGUUCGCCGCCAACCUCGUCAGCUACAGGUCUGGAGGAAACUGGAGUACUACGUAUGCUCCGUCUCCGUUCUACAUGACCUCAAAGAUGAGAUCUUUGUACCUCGAGGGAUACGAUUACUCCAUUUUUGACCUGACAAAGCCUGAUAGAGUGCAGAUUCAGGUGUACGGGAGUUCAGUCCAGGGGAGGAUCCUGCACGGCGGCUCGCCGACGGAGCUGAUCACGAGCUACACGGAGUCGACGGGGAGGCCGCCGGCUCUUCCCCGGUGGAUCACGUCCGGCGCGGUGGUCGGGAUGCAGGGCGGCACGGACGCCGUCCGCCGCGUCUGGAAGCAGCUGCAGGACCACGACGUCCCGGUCUCUGCAUUCUGGCUGCAGGAUUGGGUUGGCCAGAGGAAGACGUCCAUUGGAUCCCAGCUAUGGUGGAACUGGGAGGUAGACGACGACCACUACGCCGGAUGGAAUGAUCUGGUCCGCGAUCUCCGGCGCCGCGGCGUCAGGACCAUGACCUACUGCAACCCAUGCCUCGUCCCGAUGGACAAGAAGGCGAACGCGAGGAGGCACCUGUUCGAGGAGGCCAAGAAGCUGGGGCUCCUGGUCCGGGACGCCGCCGGCGAGCCGUACAUGAUGCCCAACACGGCGUUCGACGUCGCCAUGCUGGACUUCACCAACCCGGCCGCGCGCGCCUGGUUCAAGGGCGAGGUCCUCGCCGUGAUGGCCCGCGGCGGCGCCGCCGGCUGGAUGGCCGACUUCGGCGAGGGCCUCCCGCUGAACGCGCGGCUGCACUCCUCCGGCUCCGGCGACGACGGCCCCGUCGCGGCGCACAACCGGUACCCGGAGCUGUGGGCGCGCGUCAACCGCGAGUUCGCCGACGAGUGGCGCUCCGGCGAGCACCGCCGCGUCGCGGACGACGCCGACGACGGCGACGGCGACGGCGAGCUGGUGUUCUUCGUGCGGGCGGGGUUCAGGGAGAGCUCGAGGUGGGCGAUGCUGUUCUGGGAAGGGGACCAGAUGGUGAGCUGGCAGGCGAACGACGGCAUCAAGAGCAGCGUCGUCGGCCUCCUCACCGGCGGCAUGUCCGGCUUCCCGCUCAACCACGGCGACGCCGGCGGCUACUGCACCGUCGACCUGCCGCUCCUCCGCUACCGCCGCAGCGAGGAGCUCCUCCUCCGAUGGCUGGAGCUCAGCGCCUUCACCGUCGUCUUCCGCACCCACGAGGGUAACAAGCCAGGAUCCAACUGCCAGUUCUACUCCAAUAACCGCACGCUCGCGCAUUUCGCGCGCUGCGCAAAGAUCUACAAAGCCUGGGAGUUCUACCGGAUCCAGCUCGUCGAGGAGGCGGCGGAGAAGGGCCUUCCCGUGGCGCGGCACCUCUUCCUCCACUACCCGGAGGAUCAGCGUGUGCAGAAGAUGACAUACCAACAAUUCCUGGUUGGGACAGAGAUGCUGGUGGUGCCGGUCUUGGACAAGGGGAGGAGCACGGUGACCGCCUACUUUCCCAUGUCAGAUGGCGGCUUAUGGAAGCACGUUUGGACCGGCGAUGAGUUCGGUGGUCGUACGAGUAGAGGGGGUGUAGGAGAGGGGAUGUCGCAUGGGUCUGAGGCCGAGGUUGAGGCCCGGAUUGGCUUCCCGGCUGUGUUUGUGAGAGUUGGGUCGACCGUUGGAGAAAGGUUUGUAAGAAAUUUGAGGGAUCUCAAAGUAUUAUGAUUUCAUAACCAAUUGUUUAUACAACGAAAAGAAAGGAAAUUUAAUUUGGGUUUCAAAGAGUGAGGAAGACAAUGUGUUUUUUUUUUGGGAGAAGUUUGCAACUCUUGAACUCCUUAAAAACUUCUUUCACUGAACUCCUUUAUUAUGUUGUUGGAUUGGAUAUUAAUUUGAUCCAACCAUAUGAAGCAUUUAUUGGAUUUGUAUUCUUCA